Anastrepha obliqua is the source of this 2728-nucleotide messenger RNA. RefSeq names its product dynein axonemal assembly factor 5 (gene Dnaaf5). Gene Ontology annotation, cellular component: cytoplasm. The transcript has 4 exons. The coding region runs from base 150 to 2669 and encodes 839 amino acids. Gene Ontology annotation, biological process: inner dynein arm assembly; cilium movement; outer dynein arm assembly. Gene Ontology annotation, molecular function: dynein intermediate chain binding. The record is from RefSeq and is a predicted model, not a curated record. Lineage: Eukaryota; Metazoa; Arthropoda; Insecta; Diptera; Tephritidae.
AAAAAGUUAUUCAUGAAAAAGAUUGAAGGCAUAGGGCGGCAUGUUACCUAGCAACAUAUUUCUGUUUGAAUAUCUAGUAAUUUCUAAAUUAAAAUUUCUGGGGAGAAUUUGACAAGGUUUCAAUUAGUUGCCAUUGAUAUUGGCUCAAUAUGUCUUUAAAUAUUGAGGAAGUUUGCGAUAGUCUUCAGUCGUCCGAACGGCGCAUAAAACUUUCUGCAUUGGAGCUCCUUCAACGGCAGUGCGAAAAGAAAGAUGCAUCACAAUUGCUUGAUUUAUUCGACGGUACCUAUUUACAUUUGUUAAAAUGCUAUGACGAUCGGUUUGAGAGCGUACGUGAGCAGGCUGUGCUGACGGUAACAGAAUUUACUAAACAGCUGCCACCAAAUGACUUCCAUUUAAUGAAUAUUGUGUCAACAUUGGUUGGACGUAUGGGCCAACAGGAGACAUUGGAGUCCAGUGAAGAAGUGCGUUUGCUGUAUAUAACUCAAUUGCAUACGCUCAUACACCAAUAUAUUGUAACUGGAAACAAUCGCUCGCUUCAGGAAUGCUACAAUCAUAUUGCUUGUAUUUUGGCAAAAUCUCUGCGCGAUCAGUACCCUGCAGUACAACGAGAAUCUUGUGCCUGUGUAGUUUCUCUUAUGAGUGCAGCUGAUACAAUGGCUAUCCAGCCAUUUACGGAGCAGUUAGCAAAACCCCUUUAUGGAAUGUUAAAUCAUAAGCAUUCAUUGGCGCGUAUAGCAGCCGUGGAAGCAAUCGGGCGUUUGGCAUUGCAUGUGGAUCCGAAAAAUGAUAGUUUGUCACAGUUGUUAAUGGAAGUUUCACCAUUGUUAAUGGAUUCGAUGCCACUGGUGCGCCGCGAAUGUGGCCAACUAGGUUUGCUCUUAAUGCUAGAAUUGCGUGACCGGUAUUCCUACUUUGAUCGGCUAAUUCCAUUUGUUUUAUGUUGCUUAAAGGAUGACUCUCCUGAAGUAGUAGACUACAUACGCCCACGAUGGACCCAAUGUGGCAAGCAGUAUUACGAAGAAAAUGAGGAAGAGUUGAGCAAACAGGAAAUAGCAGAUUUGCCUGUUAAAAAUUAUCCUUGUGGAGUUGAACGGCCAACCAUUGGUUGUCGCGCCAUAGUACAGCGUUCUUUACGUCUUUUGCGUCUCAUCACACGUGAGUCAAGUGAUUGGAAGGUGAAUGUUCGUCUCCAUUCCCUCAAGUUGCUUUAUCAGUUCGUACUGCAUUCAGAAGCUGCGAUGACGGCCAAAUUCUUCGAAAUUUUUGCAGACCUCGCACAAGCUUGCCGCGAUCCAGAGGUCAUGGUAGCACGGGAGGCUUUUAAAGUAGCUGAUUUGAUGGGUCGACUUUUUUCCUAUGAUGACUGGAUAGAACAUGGCUUCGAUGGUUUGGCAAAAAACUCAAAAGAGGGAUUUUUAAAAUGUUUCUACUAUAUGUUUACCGCUAGCUCCACGCUUAAGAUAGAUGACAUUAUUCGCGUUUCUGAAAUGUUGGUUGAAAGCGAGUUCUCACAGACACUUAAACCGCAAUUUCAAUUAUAUGUACUGAAGAUGAUGGAGUCGUUACUCUUUAAAUCCAACGAAAUCAAUAAACAGUCAUCUGCGGAAAAUUUGCCGGAAUUGCGAGAAAGAACUCAAAAGCUCGACUUAAACAUUUAUAUUGCUACUGUUAAAAUUUUGGCGCUAUCGUUUGAAUCUGAACAGUCCAAUGCUCAAGAAUUGCAAGAGAUGGGUCACAGCAUACAGGCCAAAGUAUCUGAUCGAAGUAAAAUGAGCAUUGCCGCCUUGCACGAAAAAUAUUUUGAUAGCGCCUUAAAUUAUGUACAAAAUUUAGAUGCUUUUUUGGAUGAACUCACCGAACCUAUUCUGUUGCUAAAUGGCUUGAUCAAUAUAGCCAAACUACGAUCAACAUACCUUGCAGUUCUACAAGAAAAAAUAAACUUGGUUUGGGAAAAUAGUGCCGAUUCGGCGAAAGUUAAGAUCUUCAGUAGCAUAUCCAUUGCUAUGCUCCAAUGGUCGGAAACUAUUAAUCGACCGCUAGACGAAAGUAUACAACUCCUACGAACGUUCGUAACGUCAGUGAUUGAACCACAUUUGCAGUGGCGUGCGGGUGCUAAUGCCGAGUCUAUGCGUUCACUGGCUAUGGCUACCCUUUGUUCUUUGUCACAGGGUGCACGCGAAGAAGCACCUUUUGUCUUACCAGAAUUCGUUGGCAAAUAUCUUCCAAGUUUACUUGAAGAUCGUGCAGUCGCAACACGUCUUUAUUCGGUUAAGUGCUUGCUCAAUUUUGGGGAAGUCGGCGUAGAUCAGCUGAAGCCCAUUGCUUACGCUACCUUGCAACGCUUAGAUGAUCCUUCAGCCGAUAUACGGGAAUUGGCUGCUAUGGCGAUUCCAAAAUUAAACCCAAAAUUUAGUAAAGCAAAAGGUGAAGAAAACGAUUACGAGCAUCAAAUGUGGGAGACAUUCAUUAAAAAGGCUCUUGAUAUGAUGUUUCUACAUUAUGAAGGCCCAGAAGUUCGUUUACAAAAGGCCAUAAAAGACUCCAUCGCCCGACUAGGGGAGAAGUACCCUGACAUAUGCAAAGAUAGUUAUGAACGCAUUGCCGCUAUGUCUUACAACAGCAUAAGCUUGCGGGAAUUGAAAACAGAACUACCAAUUUUAGUUUAAUUUAAAUGUACCAAAUACAUGUAACUUAUAUUAGAUUUAUUAAAUUUAGUUACAAUGGA